Daldinia caldariorum is the source of this 2677-nucleotide messenger RNA. Its product is annotated as S-adenosyl-L-methionine-dependent methyltransferase. The record is from RefSeq and is a predicted model, not a curated record. Gene Ontology annotation, cellular component: nucleus. The transcript has 2 exons. Gene Ontology annotation, molecular function: methyltransferase activity. NCBI's taxonomy places the organism in Eukaryota, Fungi, Ascomycota, Sordariomycetes, Xylariales, Hypoxylaceae. The coding region runs from base 288 to 2546 and encodes 752 amino acids.
GAUAUAAUAUGCCCUCGAGGUGAGAGAGCCUACUGUACCAUGACCUUUCUAUGUCAAGUACCUACUAUCCAUACAUACUCCCUGGACCUACUACUUGCCUUUAUCUAUUGUAUCGGUACUAUACCUACCGCUUCUCUCUCUUCAGCCUACAUUAACACUACUUAGCAUUCAUUUCUAUUAUAAUAGCAACAAUUCCAUCCCAUCAUCCAGGUAAUACUAGGCUACUAUCUAAGUUACAGGUGACAAGCAAGUCGCCUCUCUUCUGCACCAGCAGCCCUUAAUCGACCAUGGACAUAAAUGUUGUUAGAUUGCCCGGGUCUGGGAGAUCUCCACGGCUAGGCCCCCGGGGAGGAUCGGACGCUGAGGACCCACGGGAUAGCGUCCAAGCUGAUAUUGAACGGCGCUUUCGAGAAAUGCCAUCUGAUGCUACGCGCAACAUGGUCAAAAAUGGCGAAGCCCACUACCCCGAAGAAGACGAGGCCUUAUUAUCAGAUGAGAUUGCUCAGGUGAUUGAGGUAAUUGACCUAACCGUGCUUGAUCAUGCCUCUACGGCGAGGGCGCCACGGAAACCUCGCGAGAAACCCGCAAAGCGCAAUCAGUCAAUAGACCCCUGCCACCGGCUAGAUAGCUACGACUAUGAGUACCAGACGCUAAAGCCUGGUGGGCUUGUCGAAAUGGAAGCAGUUGCAGAGCUACGGCAGGCGUCAUUCCUCCUCGUGCAAUCUAUCACCAACACGACAAAUGGCGUCAUACUCCGAGGUCUGCCGUUUACGCGCACAAGAAAUUUAAGGGGUCAGUUACUACGAAUCCGGAAUGAACUUGUCCUCAUGCUCGAGAUUGACCAAGAUGACCACCGAUCGGACGAGAAACAGGCGGCGAUCGAGAUACCCGUGGCUAAAGUUAAAAGAACUCGGAAUUUUCUCAUUACCAACAAGAACUUCCCAGAGCACCGGUUUCCUCAUGAGAUCUAUAAAGAUACCCAGGAGAUAGAGGAGAAAGGCGUUCUCGUUUGUCGCUGGAAGUGCAGAUCAGUUUGGAGCGAUGCUAUGAAGAGAUGCAACGGCAAGCCCCCUAUCGAGUUCGAGAUAUCGCGUAUAACGCCUGAGAAGGUGCUAAAAGAAAGAUACCGUACCCCUAGUUCUUAUUUGAUGAACGCCUGGCGGGGUGGGAAAAUUCGAGGCGGUUCAUUCAUCCCGGGUCAGCCAAACGACCUUAGAACCAUGGUAGUGGCUGUUGAGGGCCUCGAGGACCAGGAUGAUAAACUGCACGAUGAAUGGAUUCCGAGGAAGCCAGGGCAGCAAUAUGCCUUUGGUGACAUGUUUUGCGGAGCCGGAGGAGCAUCAUGUGGUGCUAGGGCUUCUGGCUUUCGUAUCACGGUGAGUUGUGACAACGCAGUUGGGGCCUGCAAUACUUACCGCGAAGAGUUUAGAGAGGCAGAUUUACACGAACAAGAUAUGUAUGACUUCAUCAUGUCAAGGCGAACCUCUACGGAACAUGUCGACGUGCUUCAUAUAUCACCACCAUGUCAGUAUUGGUCACCAGCACACACGACUCCUGGCGCAGGCGACGAAGCGAACAUUGCGAUACUAUUUGCAUGUCAUGAACUAGUUAAAGCCCUUCGCCCGCGGGUAUUCACGGUGGAACAAACGUAUGGUAUCCUCCACCCGAGAUUUGAAUACUAUUUUAAUGGCCUAAUCCACGGAUUCACUCGGUACGGCUAUUCGGUGCGAUGGAGAGUAGCUAAUCUACUUCAAUGGGGAGCGGCCUCGCAGCGGCAACGACUCAUCAUCUUCGGCUCCUGUCCCGGCGAAGAGCUCCCACCAUUCCCACCAGCUACGCACUCGAAAGAUCCAAAUCCUGAUCUGGGAACCAGACCAUAUAAGACAGUCAGGCAGAUUCUAAGAAAGAUCCCCCGAGAUGCGCCACUGUAUGAUCCCCUUCAUAAUCCACGCAAUCUCAAAGAACUCGUAGGCAAAUUACCGUGGGACCCUGACGUACCACUUUCUCGUACUAUUACCUGUGGCGGUGGCGUCGGUAAUUAUCACUACAGCGGAAAGCGGGCGUUUACGCUUCGAGAAUAUGCAUUACUACAAGGGUUCCCGCUGAACUACAACUUCCAGCGACCGAAGCAAAUGCGACAGAUCGGCAAUGCCUUUCCGCCCCUUGUAGUCCAAACGCUCUACAAGCAUCUCCGCAGGUGGCUGGAACAGCAAGAUCGCGUGUAUGCAGACGGCGAGCUCUCGGACUCUGAGAGCGAUAAUGAUAACGAUGACGACAUCCGAGACCAAGUAGAAGAAUCUGCGGACGAUAGCGAGGUCGAAUAUCUUGGAAAACUGGUGACCAACCGAAAUGAUAGCGUCCAGUACCUAGGGGGAAGAUAUUUACAACAACAAGGUAGUGAGCCACUGACUAUCAGCGACUCGGAUUCAGAGGGUGAUUCGAUGGACGUAGAUGCCGUGAGAGAAGAUGCUCACAGCCCGGAUGUUUGCAUCGAUGCAGUUCAAGCGGUGGGAAAUGACCCCUUUCACCCUAUCCGGAUUGACUGAGGGGAAUGGACUUUGGAUGAAAUCCAUCCCGUACUGAGACUAGGAUUCUAGGAUACGAGCGUCAGCCUUUAACUCAGCCAACAUGCGAGUUGUAUUAUUUGUGCUCUAUAUGAAAGGAGAUAGACUAGUCA